UUCGGGCUUGGGAGGUGCUGAGUUCCACCAGACGUUAGCAACGGUUACCAACACGGCGGGCUAAGCCUACUGUUAAUAUUAUUUGGCGAAAAGACACGAUGAUUGUUGACUGUGAACCGCCGAGCCUUCCGGACGCGAACUGAAAAAGAGGAAAAUUGUUUAAACUUGGACUUCUUUCAAGGAUUUGUUUUUUGGUUGAAGUCGUGAACCUUUGAACUCAGCCAUGAAGCAUAAGAAAUUGACGAAAAAGGCUUCCAGCAAUCUGACGCACAUUUACCUGAACGAUAAGAACAUUACCCAAAUCACCAGUAUCUAUCCGACGAAGCGAAUCCUGGUGCUGUACCUGCACAACAACCAAAUUUCGCGAAUCGAAAAGUUGAACGCGUUCACGCACCUCACCCAUCUGUACCUGCAGUGGAACAACAUCAGGAAGGUGGAGAAUUUGGACUCGCUGAAGAACUUGAAGCAGCUUUAUUUGGGGUAUAACAAGAUUACCAAGUUGGAGAAUUUGGGCAACUUGAAGAAGCUGGAGCAGAUUCACAUCGAGCGCCAGCUGCUGGAUGGGGCGCAGAGGUUCGAGUUUGACGAGGAGUGCAUGAAGUCGUUGGCGAAUCAUCUCAAAGUGCUCAACAUCAAGAAGCUCAAGCUGACUCACAUGACCCCUCUGGAACCACUGUGGAAACUGGAAGUUUUGUUAGCCACAGAAAAUAACUUCAAAUCAACCGAAGACAUCGCUCCGGUUAUAAGUGCCCUGUACUCACUACGCGUCCUCGACCUUCAGGGAUGUUUGGCUCAGAAAGAUGUCCACUACCGUGAGAAGGUGACCGCCGCUGCUGGUUACAAAUUGUUGCUGCUGGACGGCAAGAUGAUCUCCCAAUCGACGCGUAACUUCAUCAAAAACUUCCAAACAAUCAAGCAGGAAAAGAAGCGACGAACCUUGGCCGCCAACGGCGAGGAAAAGGCCAAAACCGCGGACAACUCCAAAGCCUCGCUCGAGAGCAGCUUCAGCGAGUCCAUGUCGAUCGGCGGCAGUCACUUCCCGGUGGCCAGUUCGCUGUUCCAGGUGAGCCAACGACGGGCGGCUGCGGCGGCGGCUUGUCCGAGGAUUCCCCGCAAGCCCGUUAUCCGGUCGCCGGUACUGCUCAAGACCAUGUCGGCCCACUUUGGCGACGAACAUCAGCUGCGCGGGGCCGAACUGAAAGAGCUGAGUGAAAACACCAACGGGGUGAUGCUGCAGGGGAAGGUCAUGAAGGCGGAAGUUCCGGUGUUUAAGGAGAAGAUUCGGGUCCAGCGGAAGGUGCAGUCGUUGCCGUCGAUCGAUUAGUUGUGGGGUGGUGGUG
Molecule: messenger RNA, 1340 nt
Organism: Culex pipiens pallens (northern house mosquito)
Lineage: Eukaryota; Metazoa; Arthropoda; Insecta; Diptera; Culicidae
Product: protein phosphatase 1 regulatory subunit 42-like
Exons: 4
Coding region: 224-1324 (366 amino acids)
Molecular function (GO): protein binding
Source: RefSeq, a predicted model, not a curated record